AUGCUCACGACCGAGCCCGCCCCGUUCGUACGACGCGACAGCGGCUACUUCCAGCGGGACAGCACGAUGUACACGCACACGCCGGCCUCGACGCUCUUUGAGAAGCACCUCGAAGACGUCUACGCGAGCACAGCACCGAUCGAUGGCUCGGCGUUCUUUGAGACGUCGGGCUACUACGACUCGAUGGAGUCCAACACGGUGCACGUCUUUAUGAACUACAUUGGUAUCAAGAGCUUCUGGGGCGAAGGCUGCAAGCCCGCGCCAGAGCGCGUCGCGCGCUCGGAGGCCGAGCAGUUUGAAGAAGUCGAAGAGAACGCGUGCCUCACCGAGCUCUUCAACGAGUACAUGCAGAGCCAGGCCGCGGUCUCCAAGAUUCAACACGAGACGUCCAAGUUCAAAGCCAGCGUCAACCAGGCGCUGCAAGGCGUCAAGAACACUGUACAGGCCAUCGAGCGCCUCCGGCUCACGAUGCUUUGCGAAAGUGCGAACGAUGGCUACGAGACGGAAGACAGCGAACUCGGCAGCGAAGCUAGCUUUGCCGACAGCGUGUGCCUGGCUGGUAUGCACAACUCGCCGUCAACGCUCCAGCCGUACUUUGGCCAUCUCCGCAUCCUCAAGAACUCGGGCUUUCACUUCCUGAGCAGCUGGCACAAGCGCUGGUUCUACCUCGACUUUGCGAAAGGCGAGCUGCUCUUUUUCAAGCGAAGUUACUGGAAGAUCCCGAAAGGCAAGCUUGAGAUGAAGUCGGUGACCAAGAUUGCACCCCUCAACAAGACCGACUUCCAGCUCGAGCUCCUCGGCGGCUUUAGCUGCCUCGUCCGUGCCAGCUCGAUGGAAAAGAUGGAGCUCUGGGUCAACCUCUUGCUCUACGCCCGGCGGCAAGCACGUGCAAACGACUUGGCCACGCAGCGGCCGAUCUCGAGCAGCGCAUUUUCACAUCAAGCGCCGUCGCUCAACCCGAACCAGCGGACCGUUGCUUGGCUAGAGAACCAACCGUACUCGGCGUCGCAUCCCACUCCGCGUUCGGCCGAACCACGUCCCGUAGAAGCUGCCCGGCGUCGAGGACUGCAACAGCAGCAGCGAACAACCUCGUGGGCAGACAACAAAAAGUUCAAGCCAGCGCUCUCGAUGCCGUCGGCCGCGUAG
Saprolegnia diclina VS20 is the source of this 1146-nucleotide messenger RNA. RefSeq lists its product as hypothetical. Bases 1 to 1146 code for a protein of 381 amino acids. Lineage: Eukaryota; Oomycota; Saprolegniomycetes; Saprolegniales; Saprolegniaceae. The transcript has 5 exons. The record is from RefSeq and is a predicted model, not a curated record.